Messenger RNA from Gymnogyps californianus (California condor), 2332 nucleotides. RefSeq names its product CDC42 small effector 2 (gene CDC42SE2). The record is from RefSeq and is a predicted model, not a curated record. Gene Ontology annotation, molecular function: small GTPase binding. Gene Ontology annotation, biological process: regulation of Rho protein signal transduction. Gene Ontology annotation, cellular component: plasma membrane. NCBI's taxonomy places the organism in Eukaryota, Metazoa, Chordata, Aves, Accipitriformes, Cathartidae.
AUGGACUUGGGAGUGUUGGUUGACAAGAAGCUCAACAUGACUCGGCCAUGUGCGUUUGCAGCCCAGAAAGCCAACCUUAACUUCUACAUUUAUGACACACAUUAUUUUUGCCUUUUCAAUGACUCUCAGUAGAUGGUUUCUUUACCUUUCUUUCAGAAAAGACGACGGCGAAUUGACCGAAGCAUGAUUGGGGAGCCGACAAACUUUGUUCAUACAGCUCAUGUAGGAUCAGGAGACCUAUUCAGUGGAAUGAAUUCGGUCAGCUCAAUUCAGAACCAAAUGCAGUCCAAGGGAGGCUAUGGAGGUGGCAUGUCUGCAAAUGUUCAGAUGCAGCUUGUAGAUACAAAGGCAGGAUAACCUUGGGGAAACCUUUCCAGUUUAUGUGAGUUCCUGUAUCUUCUUUCCUGUGUUCCCUCUUUUGCCUUGGUGACUGCUUUCUGUGCUCAUGACAAGAGAAGUGAUGGCUCAUUGUUCACCCUUUGUGAUUACUCCAGUGAAAAGUUGCUGUUCUGCUCUGAUGAUGCCAUUUAUCAGAUUGGUCCGACUGUGCCUUUCAGUGGCAUGCACACAUUGGCCUCUACCAGUAUCAUAGACAGAGCUGUUUAGGAUUGUUUUUAGCUUUUUAUUUGUUUUAAGGCAAAUUAAAGCACCAACCUUAGCUUCCCUCAUCCCUCACAAAUACUAAUGCGCAACAUUCUGUUGCUUUUUAGUCUUUAAAUCUUUUCUCCACUCAAGUAAUUUAGAAAUGAGUGAGUUUCCAUUAAUGUCCUCAAUCAUCUAUUGUUCAUACCUAUUUUUGAAAGGUCUGGGACCUGCAAGCACAAAUGAUUAUUUCAUACAAAAUCAGCAGAGUAGAUGACCGCAUGUGUUGUGAGGUUGCUUUCUAUGGUGGCCUGCUUGGUGCUAGAAGAAAAAAAAAAAUUGCUUACUGCAGCCUGGUGAAAGUUUUGCUGUGGCACCAAGUCAUGCCUGUUUUUGAAAAAGGACUUGUAACUUAGCUGCUUCAGAAUUAUGUCUUUAUUUUAGUUUUUAUCCAACUGGUCUUGAGAUAAUAAAGAGAGAGCUUGCAUUCAUGAGGCAUUUGUUGUAAAUGUUAAGUAUAUUUAUUUUGAAAGAGCUGACCUUGAGACUGUAAACCAGUGUAGUACCGUAUCUAAGUGUUGUGGAAGCGCUUUAAUCUAUUUAAAAAAGAAAAGCAUCAUGUUUGGCUGCUUCUUUUUCUUUCUACAGUUUUUCUUCAUUUUGGGCUAUAUGGUCAUUUCCAGUAGCAGCAUGUCAGACUGCCUGCAAUAUUAGCUGAAAAGUUUAGUAGACCUCUCUAAGUAGUUGGCAGUUUCUGUGUACUAAAUAUUUAGGGGCCAUGGAAGUUGCUAAGAGCAACAUACUAAUCUGGCAGAACAGAUGCCAAUGAAAACAACAUACAGGGUGACUUUUUACUAAGUCAGUAAAACGCCUUUUGCUCAGGUUCCAAAGCAUGUUUCUUUCACACGUUGUGAAAUUGUAUUUUAAUAUUGCACUGUUUUCAGAUUAUCUCUGUAAAUGGUCCCUUUUUUUCCUCCUUGGUGGUGGUUUGAGAGAAGUCAAUGAUUUGAGUCCUGGUUGAGUUAGAUUUUUAUGUGAAAAAAACCCAUCCAAACAAAUAAGGCAUAACUGAGCCUAGUCAGAUCCAUUUUUAUACGUAAACAUGCAUGUGUUCAUAAAUAUAGAUUGCUGUCAUAAAUGAUUCCUUAUUCUUUUUCCAUCCUUUCCUUGAUUUCACAUUGCAAUAGCUGUCAAGUUGAUUUAAACAUGUAUGAACCUACCUACUCUUCUCUGUCAGUUCGCAAACAACACACAAAACACAGAGCCAUGGAGGUAGUUUGCCUUCCCUAAGUUGUAUUACAGUGGUAGGUGUCAAUUAUCUGGUUGAAUAGUUCGAAUUAGGUUGGAUAGUCUUCACUGAUAAAGGUACUGAUUUGUGACGACAGAAGAUCAAAAUGUUCACUUGUCUGGAUGCAUAAACACAUGGCAGUGCAGUGAUAUAUUUUUUUUUUUUAGGGGUCAACAAUUCUAAUGCCACUUUAUCAAUGAAUCUUAAAUAUACUAUGAUUACAAAAUUAUUUGAACUUUGUCAUUGGUAAUAGUGGCUUAAAUUUGCUUGCCAAACCUAUCUUGCACUUGUCAAAAUGUUUUCAGCUCAAUAGCCAGGAAAAAAAAAUUGACAUAUUUUUAUAACAGACAUACUUUUUUUGUACAUUGUGUUCAUUCUUGAAUAAAGUCAGUUCAGUGUUGGCUUGUAGAUAUUAAAAGGAAAGUAUUGACUUUGAUUCAAUAAAUGUUUUCUUUCAGUUGG